AUGGCUGAUUAUUACGAAGCGUCAAGUAACGACAUCGAGCAGAUCAUCUUCCCGAUGUUUGAAUGUGGAACCGAGGAAGCCCAGUUCCACAUCAAGAAUUCCCCCGACAAUCCAUUUCAACGAUUUCACGUCAUACAAAGAAUCGGUCAUGGCGUUAGUAUACAAUGCAAUUUGGUCGAUGUUGUUCACGGCGCUAUAUCAGCAGAUAGCGAUUACUGGGCAACAAUCUUAGUCUUCCAGUUCAGAUUCGACCCUGAGAAGAAUGCACGUCGUAUCGCUGGAGCCAAUAUUAUCUUGAGCUUCGAUUCUGCAGAAGUCCAUGGAAGAAUUCCAGAAGUCGACUCUAUCUCUUUUGACGGAAGCUACAGCUUUUCACCCAGCAAUGCAUCCGUCACUACUACCAAAAGCGGAGAAGGGGGUAUUGGCGCCAGCUUUGGGGCCAAUGUUAACACGUCUCUUAAAUGGGAGAGGACUCUUGGUCAUGAGAAAAGCUAUGCUGCCAGUAUGAGUGGUAGAAAACUUGUGGAUGGCAAUGUUGGCCCAACACGAAUUGCUCAAUGGAGUUUACUGGAAAACGACAAUCAGAAGAAAGGUGUCCCUGCUUCAAUCCAACUUGCUGUUCGAGUAAAGAGGAUGGACGAAGCCGAGUUUUCAUGCCGUGUCACUCUGACUUGCAAAGCGGACAAAUGGACCGCUAUGAGAAACUUCUUUGGUGGAUCACCCAAAGACGACCCUAUUUUGCUAAAACCUACAAAGCCAUCUGACAAUAGGCUCAUGGAUUACGAUGUUGAAGAGCUGGGAGCGGUCGACUUGGAUCAACUGGGUGCAGUUGUUCCAACAAAAAUGUUACGAGACGCGCAACAUAUGCCUAUUUGA
Fusarium pseudograminearum CS3096 is the source of this 876-nucleotide messenger RNA. RefSeq lists its product as uncharacterized. The record is from RefSeq and is a predicted model, not a curated record. NCBI's taxonomy places the organism in Eukaryota, Fungi, Ascomycota, Sordariomycetes, Hypocreales, Nectriaceae. The transcript has a single exon. The coding region runs from base 1 to 876 and encodes 291 amino acids.